AUGGGUUCAAAGUUAUUUAAACCGCUAAUUAACGACCAAAAACAGCAGCAAGUGACCUUGGAAGAGGCCACGAAGCAGGCAACUCUGAGUGCGGAUGACAUUCCUUCGUUGAAUAUCAUUCCACACGUUAUCUAUGCGACUCUAUCGGCACAUGUAUACAACAAUGUGCAACACACUACACCCCUCCCAGAUGGGUGGGGAGUCUUUCGGACGUGCGCCAGUUACAAUUUGGACCGGGAGGGUUUUUUUGCCAUUGCGUAUUUGCACUAUGGCUACAGACAAUGUGUCAUUGCCGAACGCGGGACGUCAGAGGUUCUAGGGCUGCGCGCGGGGGUGUGGGUGUACUUUGAGAAGCCGACGAUUCAGUUCUACCUAGCGGAGCAAUUUUCGAAGCAGGUUCGGGUGGAUCUUUCGAUGGUGUACGGCGACGAUAGGUGGCACGUGAGCUACACGGGGCAUAGCCUAGGUGCCGUCAUUGCAUCCCAUCGCGCGGUAGAGGAAAAUACCUUUGCUGUCACGUUUGAAUCUCCAGGGGCGCAGGAGUUCAUCAAUAAAAUCAGCAAGUACCAUACCAUGAAUACGAAUAUUGUUACCUAUUUGCGUGGACCUAAUCCGAUUAACACACUGCGGCCGCAUUGUGGUUAUUUGCUGACGAUUCCUACACCUCCGGUUCAGCUCGGCGGUUCGUCUUUGAUCUUAUUUUCCCCACCAAAUAGCGACAUGACUGAACUCUCUGAUGAGGAAAAAAGUAGCACACUUACGGAUAUAAAACAACAGCCUGCAGCCCCCCCUUUAUCCGGAGGGUCUACCGUGUCAACGGGGGUUAUACAAUCCGUAGAUCGCGUAGCGGCUUCUUCUUCAGCAGCGCCUGCUGCUAUGCCCGUUGCGCCUUCUCAUGCGGCACACGUUUCUGCAACGCGUCUUUUUAUGAACUCCACGUCACGUUUCCGAAUUCCCUCGGUACGACCACAAGAGUACCUGCGGGACUAUAUGCUGAGUGGUGUCGGACUUGGCAUACCGGAAUUGCAACAGUACGUGAGUAAAGUAGAACCUAUGGUACGUGUCAUGCUCGAACGUACCCAGCAGGUGCAUGCCGUGCAGAAUAUUUUGGAGUACUUUUUAAAAGGCGACAGAAGAAACGACAAGGAGAUCCUUCGAUGGCCAGAGCAUUUGAUGCAAUUUAUGGAGUAUUGUAACACCACACGUGCUUUGGAAGACCCAGACAACCAGAAACUUCACGUUAAAUCGGCAUAUCGAGGAUUGCUUCAGCAUUUGUAUCAAGUGCGUCCUCGUCGACGAGAUCGUAUCGCAAUUGAUUAUGUUAACCAGGAAUCAGUAAAGUUAGUGAGGUUAUGGUGGGCAUGGGAGCCAGCGAAGCGUAUUAAUCUUCCAUUUACGUUAAUAGAGCACAAGGCGCUGAACAGCAUCAAAAUCAAGGACUCAUUCUUGAUUUCAAACGUGCCUGCCUUUUCAGCGUUGAAGGCCAAGCAAUUCUUGGCGACGUUAGUAGCUCGUUCAGACAUAAAGGCUAUUCUAGCGUCCACCAUACUAACGAGCAAAGGCUCUGAUGUAGUGAUAAGCAAGUUGUAG
This is a messenger RNA of Phytomonas sp. Hart1, 1590 nucleotides long. NCBI's taxonomy places the organism in Eukaryota, Euglenozoa, Kinetoplastea, Trypanosomatida, Trypanosomatidae. The record is from the annotation of a GenBank genome assembly.